AUGAUUAAACAACAGCAACCACAACAACUUAAGGCACAGACCAUUACAUACGCCAUAUAUGCAUAUAAUUCAAAGACGGCAGAACAAACGCAAAGGUUGAAAUAUGGAGAUUUGGAGAUAGUAUUGAAAAAUGACCAUUUCGAAUUCGUUUGCAAGGGUGGUGCAGUGAUAUCAAAUAUAAAAGAAAUUUUAUUUAUGAAUUCAAAAAUUAAAGGAAUAACGGAUGAUAUAACAUCAAUUCCACCAGAAGAACAAAGAUAUUACGCAUUAAAUGCAUUUCCUAAAGUUUUGAAGAUUGGAAGAUUUAAUUUAAAUGAGGAAUUCAUAGAAGGUUUCCUAAAUGACAUAAUGGAGAAAGCAGAUAAGGAAUAUGUGGAUAGUGAGUUAAUGAAGAAAGCAGAUAAGGAAUAUGUUAACGAAAAAGAUAAUGAAAUUAAAGAAAGUGUUGAAUGGUAUCAUGAAUGGACAUCAAAGAUUUUAAAAACUAAAGCUGAUACAGGAUGGGUUUCAGGAUGUUUAGACCUUAAAGCGGAUAAAACAUAUGUUAACGCUGAAUUAAAGACUAAGUUAGAGAAGAAAGCGGAUAAGGAAUAUGUUAACGAAAUAUACCAAAGUUUGAUAGGAACAACAAAAAAUAUUGAAACUAUUGUUGGCGACUUUUCUGUCAAUGAAGAAAAUAAAUAUUUUAGAUGGGAGUUUGUACACUCCUUAAAAAAUGGUAUACGGUAUAAACUCAUUCCGAAAAAUAACAAUGAAAUGUAUGUAGGCUAUAUAAAGAAUGAUGGUACACAAGUUAAAGUUCCAUUAGACAACAACUGCUACUUAAACUUAUAUGGAGACGAACAAAAGAAAUAUUUAAGAGUUUAUGAAAUGACAGAUAUGACAGAUAUGACAUUGUCUAACGUAGCUCCAGCACCGUAUUAUUAUGACUAUGGUGUUGACGCACAUGUAGACCCAAAAAAGCAAACAUUAUAUUUAGAUUAUUAUAGAUAUAAAAGAUAUAAUGCAAUAGAAAAAACGAGAAUAGUAUAUUAUUAUACAGAUGACAGAAAUAAAUAUUAUAGUCAAGAUUUUACAUACCCUGAAAACAUAAGAUUAUAUUAUAAAAAAUAUUCUGACACAAACCAGAAGAAACCCGAAAUAGUUACACUAUAUUUUAAGUUCAAAAGAGACAAUCCUAUAUUAUCUCAUAUGUUUGAUUUAAUGAACCCAGUAGGUUCUAUUUAUACAUCUAUGGAUGCAAGAGGUCCUCAAGUAAUGUUUGGUGUUGGUGCAUGGGAACAAAUAGUUGACAGGUUUUUGUAUUGUGCAAACUCUUCAAAGGAAACAGGGGGAAGUAAAACGAUUUCAGGUGAAAAUUUACCUGCACAUAGUCACUACAUAGAUUUAAGCACAUCUCAAGCAGGUUGGCAUAAGCAUAGAUAUUGGGAUUGGUCAGGAAUGACAAAAGGUAAAGGAUAUGAUGUUAAAGACGACGUUAA
Trichomonas vaginalis G3 is the source of this 1481-nucleotide messenger RNA. RefSeq names its product phage tail repeat-like family. The record is from RefSeq and is a predicted model, not a curated record. Lineage: Eukaryota; Parabasalia; Trichomonadida; Trichomonadidae. The transcript has a single exon. The annotation marks the transcript as partial.